This is a messenger RNA of Cloeon dipterum, 651 nucleotides long. RefSeq names its product U6 snRNA-associated Sm-like protein LSm8. The record is from RefSeq and is a predicted model, not a curated record. Gene Ontology annotation, molecular function: RNA binding. NCBI's taxonomy places the organism in Eukaryota, Metazoa, Arthropoda, Insecta, Ephemeroptera, Baetidae. Gene Ontology annotation, cellular component: U6 snRNP; U4/U6 x U5 tri-snRNP complex; precatalytic spliceosome. The transcript is spliced from 4 exons. Bases 214 to 504 code for a protein of 96 amino acids. Gene Ontology annotation, biological process: mRNA splicing, via spliceosome.
GACGUGCGUCAACAACAACAAAACAACAAAAGUGUCCGCAAAUUCAGGCGUGCAGCGGUGCUUUUUGGAUUUCUUAGUGACUUGUGUCCUGAUAAGUUAAUAAUUAUUAUAAAUGACAUCGUGAGAAAAGAAGGGUCCAGCUGCCUAGUUAAUGCAACGAGCCUGAACUACAUACACAUCAAAUAUUUUUGAAAGAGAACAAGCGCUAUCACGAUGGCUUCUGGUCUUGAUUCCUAUGUCAACCAUACUGUGUCCAUCAUUACUCAGGAUGGACGAAUUUUUGUUGGCACGUUGAAAGGAUUUGAUCAAACUAUCAAUUUGAUUUUGGAUGAGAGUCAUGAGCGAGUGUUUAGUGCCACAUCUGGCGUUGAGCAAGUAGUUCUUGGACUGCACAUAAUCAGAGGAGACAAUGUGGCCCUAAUCGGAGAGAUUGAUGACGAGGCAGACGCAAAUCUGGAUUUGACUAGUUUAAGAGCAGAACCCCUGGGAGCCGUCAUCCAUUGACAUGAUUCCUUGCAUCCAAGUUACUGUAACAGCAUGCUCCAUGGCAAAGUUAAUAGCUUUAUGCCACUUUCACUUGUACAUAAUCCAUAAUUACAUUACCAUUAAAGUAUGGUAAUAUAAUAAAACAAAAUCGAAUGGUAUUCACAA